CAAGUCUUGUUUUGUAGUUUUGUAAAGUGUUUUCACUUUUCCGAUUGAUUGUAGUUUUUAAUUAACGUAAUUUGUUUUUACUAUGAAGACAAAUAAUCAUUUAAGGUGAUAUCGUGGUAUAAGAACUUUUAUUUUGCAAUGAUCUAAUUCUUAGCUUUCGUUUAACUCUACACAGGAGUGACAUGUUUUUAUGUACGCAAUUCUGAAUAAUAUAUUUAAAAAUUCUUCACAAUGGGUAUAAUGUACGAAAAACGGCCUUUAAAGCGCCCUCGCUUGGGCCCACCCGAUGUUUACCCACAAGAACCGAGGCAGAAAGAGGAUGAACUAACAUCAGCCAAUGUUAAACAUGGAUUUACUACGACACCACAAUCUACUGACGAAUUUGGCACAGCUAGAAACUUUAACUAUUCUGCAAGCAAGAUAGGGCAAUUCUUCUCCGGAAUUCUAUCCAAGAAAGAAGAGUUAAACACACUACCUGACUGUGGUAGGAAGAAACAACAAGUCAAUCCAAAAGACAACUUUUGGCCUGCCACUGCUCGCACUAAGCCCCAAAUUGAAGCUUGGUUUAAGGACUUAGCUGGAAAUAAACCACUUUCACAAUUGGCUAAAAAGGCACCAAACUUUAAUAAGAAGGAAGAGAUUUUUAUAACAUUAACUGAAUAUCAAGUGACUAUGCCAAGAGCAGCUUGGUUCAUUAAAUUGAGCUCGGCGUACACAGUUGCUGUUUCCGAGGCUAAAAUUAAGAAGAGGCAGCUUCCUGAUCCUACAACAGAAUGGACCAGUACUCUCAUAAAGUUUUUGAAGGAUCAGAUUCCGAAGUUGGCUGAGUAUUAUCAAAGUGCUGUGCCGGGGAAUAUAUCAGAUAAGACACCACCCUCUCAAUCAGGUCAAGGAACACCAAAUCACAAUAUAUCAAACAGCUCUCAAGGAAGUUCAACACCUAACAGCUCAAAUGUGCCACCUUCAAUGCAUUCACCAGGAAAUACAAGCCUUGGAUCAUCAACCCCCAAUGCAAGUGAGAGUACAGAUUGGAGGCAGGCACUAAAACAGUGGAACUACUGUUGUAGACUUGCCAGAUAUCUUUUGGACGAAGGGCUGCUGGAUAGGCAUGACUUCCUCACAUGGAUCAUUGAGUUGCUGGAUAAGAGAGCAGCUGACGAUGGUCUUUUGAGGUUAUUUUUACCAUUGGCGCUACAAUACAUGUCGGAGUUUGUCUGCUGUGAGAGUUUAUCGCGAAGGUUAGCGACGUCGUGCGCCAAAAAGGCCGCGACAAUAUGUUCAGUGCUCUCUGACACUACCCUCCGCACACUCAACCAGCCUGCGGUGUUUAAUAAGGCUGAUAGAAAUGGCGAUCUGAAUGCAGCACCCAUGUCUCCGGCGGUUGACGGUGAUGUAAAACCAAAUGUGUCACAAAUAAAACGGUCCGCGACACCAGCAGACCAGAACCAUGGAACACCAAACCCAAAUCAUUCCAUCGGAACACCCAAUCCCAACCAUUCCAUGGGAACACCAAACCCUAACCAUUCCAUUGGAACGCCAAACCCCAUCGGUACACCAAACCCCUCUCAACCGAUGGACAUGCAGAUAAAAGAGGAGAAUGAGUCUCCAGCUAGAGAUGUGAAAGGAACAUUGAAUACUGUGAUCACAGCGGCAUUGAAUCCUGUGCAAGUGGGUUUUGGGGAAAUAUUGAACUGCUCUUUCCAUAGAGAUGUUAUUAUACAGUUGGCUACCAUCUUGCAGAUAAUCUGCAUAGAAUGUCCCACGGCUAUGGUGUGGUCGGGGUGCGGGUCGUCCAUGCAGGGCUCGCCGCUCGACUAUCUGCCCCUACCGCCCUCCGCGCUGCCCAUGCCGCAGAUGGACUCCGAAGUCACUGAGGAACAUAGGAAGAUGGUGUAUGAAGCAGAGCAAGAGAUAGCUGCCAGAAGCAAGAAGGCCGAAAGUAAAUGGUGUACUGAUAAAUGGCAGACUAGUUCACAAGCCCGAGUUUUGGCGGUCCUAGAAGCAUUAGAUCGUCACUGUUUCGACAGAGUAGACCCAAAUAACAAUUUGGAUACGCUGUACAAAGAAGUGUUCGCCAACUGUACGCCACCUAAAGAUUCGAAUCUUGACCCUAAAGACCCGGAGUACCUGUGCUCGUACUCUGUGGUGCGCGUGCUGUGCGAGUGGGCGGUGUGCGGCGCGCGCUGGGGCGAGCACCGCGCAAUGGCGGCCGCGGCGCUGCUCGACCGCCGGCAGCACCAUCACCCGCACGACAACACGCAUAACCGGUCGGACGACAAGGAGUCGAUAAGCUCAGGCACGGGCAACUACAACGGUCCGCCGAUAUUCCAGAACCUUCUGCUGCGAUUCCUCGACAACGAUGCGCCUGUUUUAGAUGAGAGUCCAAACGCUCCGCCAGGUAAUCGUCAACAGUUCGCUAACUUGGUUCAUCUGUUCGGCGAGCUGAUACGCCGCGACGUGUUCUCGCACGACGCGUACAUGUGCACGCUCAUAUCCAGAGGUGACCUAAUAUCACCUACGGAGCCGACGCCGACGUCGACGGCGCAUACGGUCGCGCAGCCUGCGUCCAGCGCGCCGGCCGGACACAACAUGGACGAUGAUAUAUUCGCUGGCAUAGAUCUCAAACCCAAGAUGGAGGAGAACGUUCGCAUGGAUCUGGACGACUCGAAAAUAGACGAUGACCUGGACAAGCUGCUGCAGCACAUCAAGGAGGACCAGCAGAACUCCAUGGACGCGCCCGACAGCCCCAAAGACCCAGGGGAAUCAUCGCAUAGUGUUGCUUCUCCCAUGAUGACCAGUGGAAUGAGCAUUACGAGUAUGCAGUCAAUGGGAAUGGGACCUAUGUCAGUGCCAGGCGUACGGUCAUCAAGCAGCGCGGGCGGCACCACAUCUGCGCCGCGCUCCACUUCCCGCCACUACCACUACACGCUGCACUUCCCCCUCCCUCCCGCUGAGCCCGACCACGCCCCCCACGACGCCAACCAGCGACACAUCCUGCUGUACGGCGUCGGCCGACAGAGAGAUGAAGCCAAACACGCUGUCAAGAAGAUGAUCAAAGAAAUAUGCAAGCUAUUCUCCAAGAAGUUUUCUAUCGACGUGGCGGAGGGUGGGAAGAUCAAGAAACACUCUCGGAGCGAAUUCAAUUUUGAAGCGGUGACACAAAAGUUUCAUGCGAUGUCGAUGUACGAACAAGGAGCGGUGUCAUGGGCGGUGGGCGCGGCCGUGUGCGAGGCGCUCGCGGCGUACGCGGCGGGCGCGACCACGUACCUCCCCCAGCCUGACCAUGUCGCGUUCGCGCUUGACCUACUCGAAAUAGCGCUCAAUGUUAAUGGACUCAUAGAGACUUGCAUACAGAUACUCAAAGAGUUAUCCGAAGUGGAGGCGGCGUUGAUAACUCGCGGCGCGCCCAGCAGCGGGCUUGCGGCGCCGCGAGCGUACACGUCGGCACUCGCGCUGUACACGGUCGGCGCACUGCGGCGAUAUCACUCGUGUUUGUUGUUGUGCGUAGAACAAACGUCGACAGCGUUCGAGCAGCUCUGUCGCCUAGUCAAGUGCGUAGUCAACCCUGGCGACUGCAGCUCGGCGGAACGUUGCGUGCUCGCCCACCUACACGACCUGUACAAGGCCGCCGCGCAUCUGUUCCACGCGCCGCACGCCGACACCUUCGCCAAUGCGUACCCUAAAAUAAAGCAAGCACUAUAUGCGCCUCUACAACCAACGCCAUCGAACUAUACAUACAAUCCUCAAUUUCUAAGUGAAUUUUUCACGAAUCCUCGGAAAGGUAAAAUAGAGAUCGCAUGGGCUCGUCAGGUAGCGGAAUCACCGGCAAAUCGGUAUAGCUUUGUUUGCUCUGCUAUGUUGGCAGUAUGUCGGGAAGUUGACAACGACAGAGUGAACGAGCUGGGCGUGGCGUGCGCGGAGAUGACGGCGUGGUGCAGCGCGCUGGCGGCGGAGUGGCUGGGCGCGCUGGUGGCGCUGUGCGGCGCACACGCCCCUUUCUCCCCGCUCUACCCCGACCUGCUGCUGCACCGGGACCUGCACGACGCCGCCGCGCACGACGCGCUCGCCGUCUUCACGUGUAUACUAGUCGCCCGGCACUGCUUCUCUCUGGAGGACUUCGUGCGUCACGCGGCUUUACCGUCUCUUGUGAAGGCGUGCGGGGGCGGGGCCACACCCAACGCCCCCUCGCCCGAGGCCGGCGCGCGCCUCUCCUGCCAUCUGCUGCUGCGACUGUUCAAGACUGUCGAUACACCGCAACCAGGUUUAUACAGCGUGUCUACGUCGCCGGGCCCGGGCGGCGCGUGCGCGGGCGUGCGGCUGUCGUGCGACCGCCACCUGCUCGCCGCCGCCCACAAGAACAUCGGCAUCGGCGCCGUGCUCGCCACGCUCAAGGCCAUGCUCAUUAUCGGCGAACUAACUGCCCGCGACGGAGGCAAGCCUAUGGGCAAGAAGUCGAGCGAACUGUCACACAUAUUGGGCACAAGCGACACCGCGCCCAGCGACUCACAGUUAGAUCUUAUAACGAUGGUAGAUACUGAGAGUGGGGGCCAUAGAACUCCUAGGGGUAGCGGCGGGGUCGGUUCGACCUUGCUGGACUCAUCGCACCAAUCCUUGUCCUCGCUGGCCCGGCGGGUGGCCGCGGAGAUUUGCUCCGAGGAGUGGGUGCUGCAGAAGUGUCUGCAGAACCCCGAGGAACUGUACCAGCAGGAUAUGCUGCUGGACUCGGCGCUGUCUCCGAGGCAGGCUCAAAGAUUGUUGCACAUGAUAUGCUACCCGGACUCGGCCAGCCACACACACCCCGACCUCGACCAAAAGACCAUGAUAACACGACUCCUAGAGAACCUGGAGCAGUGGUCGCUGCGCAUGUCGUGGAUGGACCUGCAGCUGAUGUUCCUGCAGUACCCGCCGGGGUCGGCGGAGCUGAGCGCGUGGCUGGACACGGUCGCGCGCGCCGUCAUAAACGUCUUCCAGCAGCCCGCGCCGCCGCCGCCCGACCGCGACCGUAUGGGUACGGAGCGCGGCGUGGUGAGCACGAGCAAGUGGUCGGAGUCUGUGUGGCUGGUGGCGCCGCUGGUCACCAAGCUGCCGCCCGCCGUGCAGGGACGCGUGCUCAAGCAGGCUGGACAGAUUUUAGAGAAUGGUUGGGGUGCGGGGUGUAACGGCGGAUGUAGUAACAACAGCGGCGGCGGCGGCUCCCAUCGCGACUGCAAGAGCCAUCAGAGCCCCAGUUACAAGGGAUCGGUGGGUGGCGGCGCAGGCGGCAAACGUGGUAUGAGCGCGCCGAGCGGUUGUUCGUGCGGCGCCGCAGUGAGGCUCGCUAACGAGCCCCUUCUGUCGCUAGUGCUGACUUGUCUGAGAAACCAGGAUGAUCAGAAGGAGAGCCUGCUCAGCUCCAUCCACGCGCAACUACAGCAUUACCUAACGCACGCGCGAGAAGGCGAGCGCGGGGGCGGGGCGGAGUGGGCGGAGGAGGCGGCGCCGUGCGCGCUCCGCCUGCGGUUCUCGCUCGCGGGCGGCAUGUUCGACGCCAUUAGACGAUCAUACCAGUUGACGUCUGAUUGGGCGGUGCUACUCACGCAGCUGCUCGCUCAUCAGGUCAUCGACGCGUAUAAUAAUAGUCUGUGUCACAGCAACUUGUACACGACUUUGAUCGACAUGCUUGCCACUCUGAUACACUCGACGCUAGCCGAGGGGGGGGACGACAACAACAGGAAGCACUACCAGAAUCUCAUGAAGAAGCUGAAGAAAGAGAUCGGAGAUCGGCACGGCCCGAGCGUGCAGUCCGUGCGACAGCUGCUGCCGCUGUCCAAGAACACGAUUAUUGAGGUAAUAGCGUGCGAACCGCUCGGAUGUAUUGUGGACCAAAAGGGGAACAAGAUCACAGAGUUUGACAGCGACAAGAAACAGGGUCUACGUCUGACGGAGAAGCAGCGCGUGUCGAGCUGGGAGCUGGUGGAGGGCGGGCGGAACCCGGCGCCACUCAGCUGGGCGUGGUUCGCCGCCACCAAGAUCGAGAGGAAACCGCUCACUUACGAGAACGCUCAUAGGCUACUGAAAUACCACACGCAUAGUUUGGUGAAACCGCUGAGUUAUUACUUGGAACCGCUGCCUCUGCCGCCUGAGGAUUUGGACAACAAUGACAGUAAACAGGAUAGCGGAGACCUAGAUUCCAGUCCUACUGGUUCCGGCAAAGGACGUAAGAUGUCUUGCAAGAUGAAGAACAACAUAGCGAAGAAACCAAAACCAACUACGCCGACGAACGGUAUGGGCGCGGCGGGAGGCGUGGCGGCGCAGCAGCCGCAGUUCAUGCAGCAGCAGCAGCAGUGGUUCCCGCCGCCUGGACAGAACUACUACCAGCAAGGUGUGAACCCGCGCGGCGUAGCGCCCCCCGCCAAUACGCAGUCGAAGCAGGCGCUGAGCAACAUGCUGCGGCAGCGCGGACCCUUCCAGCAGAUGAACCAGAUGCAGGGCGGCGGCUACCCCGGCGCGCCUCACCCGCGCGGGCCGGCAUUCCCGCGUCAAGGCAUGCGACAGAUGCAGCCCAACCAGAUGGGACAAAUGCAGCCCAAUCAAAUGAAUCCGAUGGGUGGCAUGGGCGGCAUGGGUCCGAUGGGCCAGAUGGGUGGAGUCCAAAUGGGUCCCGGUCAGAUGGGCGGCAACCAGAUGAGCAGCGGACAGAUGGGCGGCAACCAGAUGAGCAGCGGGCAAAUGGGCGGCAACCAGAUGAGCGGACAGAUGAGCGGCAUGAGCGGACAGAUGUUUGGCGGACAGUACGGCGGCAUGCAGCAGGGGUACGGCUACGGACAGCAAAUGAUGCAGGGCGGACAGCAGCAGAUGAUGAAUCAGAGUAUGGGACAGAGUAAUCAAAUGGGUCAAAUUGGACAGCAAGUCAAUCCGAUGGGCCAGGGCGUCAAUUCCAUUGGACAAAAUGUGGGCCAGAUGAGCCAGGGCGUCGGCCAGUCGGGGCAAAUGGGGCAGAGCAUGGGGCAAAUGGGCCAGGGGAUGGGGCAAAUGGGUCAGAGCAUGGGCCAGAUGGGGCAAAUGGGCCAAGGCGGAGGCAUGGGUGGCAUGAACAGCCAGUCCGGCUCGAUGGGGCCGCAGGGAGGAAACUCCAUGGGCGGAUUCCCCGGACAGCAAUCAUUCCAACAGAACAUCAUGGGCGGUCGUACUAGUCAAGAAGCUUACUUAGCUCAGCAAAGGCAGAACGCCAGACCACAGUAUAUUCAGCAAGCGCCGAACGUGACGAUGGGCGGCAUGGGCGGCGGCGGCGCGUACCCGCGCAGCAUGGCGCCGGCGCAGGGCGGGCAGUACCCGCAGCUGGCGCAGCAGCAGCGUAUGCGGCAGAUGCUGGCCAUGCAGCAGGGGCCGCUGGUGCAGCAUCUACAGCGGCACCAGUAUCCGCAGCAACCCUAUUAGUACUAAAUUUAGACACUAAGGGUCUACACAGACGGACCGCAUUUCAACUGCCAUCCAACCGUA
This is a messenger RNA of Aricia agestis (brown argus), 7479 nucleotides long. It is a transcript of the gene kto, whose product is annotated as mediator of RNA polymerase II transcription subunit 12-like. Gene Ontology annotation, molecular function: transcription coactivator activity. The coding region runs from base 232 to 7416 and encodes 2394 amino acids. Gene Ontology annotation, cellular component: mediator complex. The transcript has 48 exons. Gene Ontology annotation, biological process: regulation of transcription by RNA polymerase II. The record is from RefSeq and is a predicted model, not a curated record. NCBI's taxonomy places the organism in Eukaryota, Metazoa, Arthropoda, Insecta, Lepidoptera, Lycaenidae.